AUGUAUUGGUUCGAAGACCCAGUGAGGGAAGAUCAGAUGACAAAGCACGUUUGGUCAGCUAAGGCAUUUUUAAUCCCUGGUGUCCAGCAAGCUGUGCUCUAUAACUCCAUUAGAGAACCCAGUAGUAUCAACCACACCUUGGAACUAUGCACCUCUGCCACCACACCCGACACAUUACCUACCCGUCUUAUCGACAUAGAUGAAGACGAACCUCGGCUUUGCGCGGACACGUCUAACAUUGACACAUCCACACAAUAUGCUUCUCUCAGUCACUGCUGGGGUCUCAGGACGUUUCUAACGCUCGUCAAAUCCAACUUGUCCAAUUUUACAGAGUGCAUUCCUUUAAAAACCUUGCCAAAGACAUUUCAGGAAGCCAUCUUUAUCGCAAGGUCUCUUGGGUUCAAGUAUAUAUGGAUUGACUCCCUAUGUAUUGUCCAAGACGAUGCUGAAGACUGGAAACACGAAUCAGUGCGUAUGGGCAGUGUUUACGGCCGUUCAGGAUUGAAUAUCGCUGCGACGGCUGCAUCUGAUGGACAGGUUGGAUGUUGGCUGCCGCGUGAUACGGACUGGAGAUGCCAAGUUCUGCUCGGAAACGAUGGAUCUGCGCCCAGACUAUAUGAGUGCUUUCCCCCAGAAAUGCUCGAGCCUGGCAAUGAACAAAUCCCUCUGAUGACUCGUGCUUGGGUUGUGCAGGAGCGCUUCCUGUCGCCACGAACACUUCACUUCACCAAGGAUCAGGCAUUCUGGGUAUGUCAAUCUGUUACCGCUUGCGAAGUCUGGCUGGAAGGUAUUCCCAGGGUCCAGCACUACCUUGAAUGCUCUUUGGACCUUCCAAAAGGCUCCAACUGGCUUUCUCGCGAAGGUUGGCCGACUAUUGUUGAACAAUACUCGUCGUGUAACCUCACCUUUGGACGCGACAAACUUGUGGCGAUCUCAGCUAUCGCGCAGCUCGUCCAGAAGAAGACACCUGAUGGUUAUGUGGCAGGCAUGUGGCAGAGCGACUUGGCAGCCGAACUUUGCUGGAGUACAUCUCGUGGACGAAGGUAUAUGCCUUCAACAGCUCCAAGCUGGUCUUGGGCCUCCAACUCGGCACCCAUCAGCUACUUCAACAGUGCACCUUACACAUUCCCCGUGACAAAACAUUACAUCGAGAUCUGCAGUAUCAAUAUUGAAUACAGCACUCCUUCCAACCCAUUUGGAGAGAUUGUUAGUGGUACCCUUGAAAUACGCUGCGAAUAUCUCAAAGAAUGCACUGUAUACGCAAAGGAGGAAAACAGUGGAAUUAUUAUUGACGAAAAGCGCACAUUACGUGGAAGAACCAUUAUCGAAAGCAUGGGGUUUGACCAUUGGGAGGAGUAUGCAGGAGUUGAGACCUUCCGUGCCUUCUGGUUACCCAUUGCGUAUCUUCCAGAACCAGGUAGACAUAGCGGUAUUGUAUUGCAGCCGACUGGUGUAAGAAAAGGAGAGUACAGGCGUAUUGGAAGUGCGUCGGUACAAAGGUCAGGGAAUUCGGACCUACAUUUUCCAAGCGAGCCAUUCCUACCAAGAGAAGAGUACUGUGCGAGAGUGGAGAGUACUCGAGGGGAGAAACAAGAAUUCUACAUCUCGAUUGUAUAG
This is a messenger RNA of Fusarium sp. VM40, 1617 nucleotides long. The record is from the annotation of a GenBank genome assembly. Lineage: Eukaryota; Fungi; Ascomycota; Sordariomycetes; Hypocreales; Nectriaceae.